Messenger RNA from Balearica regulorum gibbericeps (East African grey crowned-crane), 3695 nucleotides. The record is from RefSeq and is a predicted model, not a curated record. NCBI's taxonomy places the organism in Eukaryota, Metazoa, Chordata, Aves, Gruiformes, Gruidae.
GCUCCUGCUAAGAGAGAUUCAACUCAAAGUACCAUCAAAGAAGACAAAGUCCAUCUGUUGAAGUAUAAUAUAGGAGAUCUAGUGUGGUCAAAAGUGUCUGGGUUUCCAUGGUGGCCGUGCAUGGUUUCUGCUGAUCCUGUUCUCCAUUCCUACACUAAACUAAAAGGACAGAAAAAGAGUUUUCGUCAAUAUCAUGUUCAGUUUUUUGGAGAUGCCCCAGAGCGAGCCUGGAUAUUUGAGAAGAGCCUUGUGCCCUUCAAAGAAAAAGACCAGUUUGAACAAUUAUGCCAGGAAAGUGCAAAACAAGCCCUGACUAAAGCAGAGAAAAUAAAGAUGUUAAAGCCUGUUUCAGGGAAGCUGCGGCCACAGUGGGAGAUGGGUGUUAAGCAAGCCAGUGAAGCAGUAGGCAUGACAGUGGAAGAACGGAAGGCCAAGUACACCUUCAUCUAUGUUAGGGACAGACCUCAUCUUAAUCCUCGAGUGGCAAAGGAAGUUGGCAUUGCUGUGGAACCAUUCGAGGAGAUGGAUGAGUCAUCUUACUCAAAUGAAGAAACCACUCAAAAUCUGAAAUCGAUGAAGGAGUCUGGCAUUCCUAACAAGAGGAGGAGAAGGACAUCAAAAUUGUCUGCCACUGAUGAUAUGCAAGAAAGCAGUCAGUCGGGGUCUAAGACUACUACUCCUCAAAAGUCAUCUGAACAGGCAGAAUCCAAAAGAGGGAUAGGCUCCCCUCUGAAUAGAAAGAAAACUCCAGCAUCUACUCCGCGGAGCAGAAAGGGCGAUGCAGUAUCUCAGUUUUUGGUCUUUUGUCAGAAGCACAGAGAUGAGGUGGUUGCUGAACAUCCAGAUGCUUCAAGUGAGGAGAUUGAAGAAUUGCUCGAAUCGCAGUGGAACAUGCUUAGUGAAAAACAGAAAGCUCGCUAUAACACAAAGUUUGCCAUAGUGACCUCUCCCAAAUCUGAAGAAGACUCUGGUUCAUCAUUGAAGAAUAUUGGAGAGGCCAAACGUAAAGUGUUUCAAGACUCACCUAAAAGGAGAUCAAGAUCCAGAAGUAACUUACAUGGAAAUAAAAGAAACCAAAAAAAGAGGACAAAGGAACCUACAGAAGAUUUUGAAGUUCAGGAAGCACCUAGGAAAAGACUCAGGAUGGAUAAACAGAAUAAUCGGAAGAGGGAGACAAGCAAUGACAAAACAGCAAAAACAAACUCUUCUAAGGUCACAGAAACCUCCUCUUCACAAAAGAACCAGUCAGCAACGAAAAAUCUGUCUGAUGCAUGUAAACCUCUGAAGAAGCGAAAUCGGGCUUCAGCAGCAGAAUCUUCAACUCUUGCUUUUAGCAAGAGUUCAUCUCCUUCAGCUUCCUUAACUGAGAAUGAGAUCUCCGAUGGCCAAGGAGAUGAGCGGUCAGAGUCUCCCUAUGAAAGUGCUGAUGAAACUCAGACUGAAGUGUCUAUAUCAUCCAAAAAAUCUGAGCGAGGAGCAGGAACAAAAAAAGAAUAUGUGUGUCAGCUGUGUGAAAAAACAGGUGAUCUCCUACUGUGUGAAGGACUUUGCUAUCGAGCUUUUCAUGUAAGCUGCCUUGGGCUCUCUGGAAGACCAGCAGGAAAAUUCAUUUGUAGUGAAUGUACAUCAGGUGUGCAUACCUGUUUUGUGUGUAAAGAGAGAAAGGCAGAUGUAAAACGCUGUGUCGUAUCCCACUGUGGAAAAUUCUACCAUGAAGCUUGUGUGAAAAAAUUUCAUCUUACUGUGUUUGAGAACAGGGGGUUUCGAUGUCCUCUCCACAGCUGCCUAAGUUGUCAUGUUAGUAACCCCUCACAUCCACGAAUUUCAAAAGGAAAGAUGAUGCGUUGUGUUCGCUGUCCUGUUGCAUACCAUGCUGGAGACGUUUGCAUUGCUGCGGGAUGUGCAGUCAUCGCUUCCAACAGCAUUGUUUGUACGAAUCAUUUCACUGCCAUGAAAGGAAAGAGUCAUCAUGCACAUGUCAAUGUGAGCUGGUGCUUUGUAUGUUCAAAAGGAGGAAGCUUGUUGUGCUGCGAGUCAUGUCCUGCAGCGUUUCACCCAGACUGUUUAAACAUUGAAAUGCCAGAUGGGAGCUGGUACUGCAAUGACUGUAGAGCGGGGAAGAAGCUCCAUUUCCAGGAUAUUAUUUGGGUUAAACUGGGAAAUUACAGGUGGUGGCCUGCAGAAGUUUGCCAUCCGAAAAACGUUCCCCCAAAUAUCCAGAAAAUGAAGCAUGAAAUUGGAGAAUUUCCUGUGUUUUUCUUUGGUUCUAAGGAUUACUAUUGGACACACCAAGCACGAGUGUUCCCGUAUAUGGAGGGAGACAGAGGGAGUAGAUACCAGGGGAUCAAAGGAAUUGGAAAAGUCUUCAAAAAUGCUUUGCAAGAAGCUGAAGCUCGAUUUCGAGAAAUAAAGCUACAGCGAGAAGCCAAAGAAACCCAAGAAAGUGAACGUAAACCUCCACCAUACAAGCAUAUUAAGGUGAAUAAACCUUGUGGUAAAGUGCAGAUAUAUACUGCUGACAUUUCUGAGAUUCCCAAGUGCAACUGCAAACCCACAGAUGAAAACCCGUGUGGCUUUGAUUCUGAGUGCCUAAAUCGGAUGCUGAUGUACGAAUGCCAUCCACAAGUUUGUCCAGCGGGAGAACGGUGCCAAAACCAGUGCUUUACAAAACGUCAAUACCCUGAGACAAAGAUCAUCAAAACCGAUGGGAAAGGGUGGGGCCUGGUCGCUAAGAGGGACAUUAAAAAGGGAGAGUUUGUGAAUGAGUAUGUUGGUGAGCUGAUUGAUGAAGAGGAGUGUAUGGCAAGAAUCAAAUACGCACAUGAAAAUGACAUUACCCACUUCUAUAUGCUUACUAUUGAUAAGGACCGUAUUAUUGAUGCUGGCCCCAAAGGAAACUACUCUCGUUUUAUGAAUCACAGCUGCCAACCAAAUUGUGAAACUCUAAAAUGGACAGUAAAUGGAGACACUCGUGUCGGCCUGUUUGCUGUGUGUGAUAUUCCUGCAGGGACAGAGCUGACUUUUAAUUACAACCUUGACUGUCUGGGCAAUGAAAAAACAGUCUGCAAAUGUGGUGCCCCAAACUGCAGUGGAUUUCUUGGGGACAGACCAAAGAAUUCCUCCACUAAUGCCUCAGAAGAAAAAGGCAAAAAGACCAAAAAGAGAACACGGAGACGCAGAACGAAAAAUGAAGGGAAGAAAGAAUCUGAAGACGAUUGUUUCCGUUGUGGUGAUGGAGGCCAGCUGGUAUUGUGCGACAGGAAAUCUUGUACUAAAGCUUAUCAUCUCUCCUGUCUUGGUUUGGUGAAGCGUCCCUUUGGAAAGUGGGAGUGUCCUUGGCACCAUUGUGAUGUUUGUGGCAAACCUUCUGUUUCUUUCUGCCACUUCUGCCCAAAUUCUUUCUGCAAGGAACACCAAGAUGGGACAGUACUAAAUUCUAUGUUGAAUGGACAGUUAUGCUGCUCUGAACACGUUCUCGGGGUGGAUUCUGUUGAAACUCAGAAGACUGAGAAACCCCGCAAAAAACUGAACAAGUUGAAGCCUAAGAGAAAGCAGAGGAACAGAUGGAUGAGAGCUGAAUGCAAAUAGUCAUGGACUGCAGUUUCUACUGCCAACACUAUCUUGUAGAUAAGUUGUGAAUAUGACCAGGGAAGGACACAAUUUUACAUAUAUUCUGUAAAGGUUACAUGGGGGGG